AUGUCUUCGAGCUCCAUCAGCAAGCGGAUCUACAUUCCCAAGUUCUACGCUGAUGUGAACAUCCAUAAGCCCAAAGAAUACUACGACUACGAUAACUUGGAGCUGCAAUGGAACAAGCCGAAUCGGUACGAAAUUAUGAAGAAGAUUGGGAGGGGCAAAUACAGCGAAGUGUUUAACGGCUACGACACGGAGUAUAACAGGCCCUGCGCCAUUAAGGUACUUAAACCAGUAAAGAAAAAAAAAAUAAAGAGAGAAAUCAAAAUUCUGCAAAACUUGCAUGGAGGCCCAAACAUCAUCAAGCUACUAGACAUAGUCAAAGACCCAGUCACCAAAACGCCUUCACUCAUUUUUGAAUACAUUAAUAAUAUAGACUUCAAAACGCUGUACCCUAAGUUCACCGAUAAGGACAUACGCUAUUACAUAUACCAAAUUUUGAAGGCACUAGAUUACUGCCAUAGCCAGGGCAUCAUGCAUAGGGAUGUGAAGCCACAUAACAUUAUGAUUGACCACGAGAAUAAGCAAAUUAGACUCAUCGAUUGGGGGCUAGCUGAGUUUUACCACCCGGGGCAGGAAUACAACGUGAGAGUAGCCAGCAGAUAUUACAAAGGACCGGAACUUCUAAUAGAUCUACAGCUGUAUGAUUACUCUCUAGACAUUUGGAGCUUAGGAUGUAUGCUGGCUGGGAUGAUAUUUAAAAAGGAGCCUUUUUUUUGUGGCCACGAUAACUACGAUCAGCUUGUUAAGAUUGCCAAAGUGCUAGGCACUGAUGAUCUUCAUGCCUACUUAAAAAAAUACAACAUAAAAUUGAAGCCCCAUUAUUUAAACAUCCUGGGGGAGUACGAGCGCAAACCCUGGUCCCACUUCCUCACGCAGUCAAACAUUGACAUUGCCAAGGAUGAGGUGAUCGACCUCAUCGAUAAGAUGCUUAUAUACGACCACGCCAAGAGGAUCGCCCCCAAGGAGGCCAUGGAGCACCCCUACUUCAGCGAGGUCCGCGAGCAGUCCUGAUGGGAAGGAGGCGUGCAAGCGAGCAAUAGUGCAAGAGUGCAAUAGUGCAGACGUGCAAGCGAGCAAACGUGCGGAUAUCCCGAUCUUCCCACGUGCUAACGUGUCACCACCGUCGGCCUAGCCCGGGCCAGCGCUCCCCAUUUUUGUACAACACACACUGUUAUAAUAUGAACACAAGUUCGCCUUUUUUUUUUUUUUCUUUCCUUUUCCUCCUUUUUUCGCACCCAUUUUUGUGCCCCGUGCGUACCCCCCCUUGUAAAGGCCUGGCCCAUUCCCCAACGCAGCAGUGCAAAGCGAGCGCACAUGUGGCAUGAUUUCCCAAGUGGGUACUUCUCCCCGGCAAGC
Molecule: messenger RNA, 1353 nt
Organism: Plasmodium vivax (malaria parasite P. vivax)
Lineage: Eukaryota; Apicomplexa; Aconoidasida; Haemosporida; Plasmodiidae
Product: casein kinase II, alpha subunit, putative
Exons: 1
Coding region: 1-1008 (335 amino acids)
Biological process (GO): protein phosphorylation
Cellular component (GO): nucleus; protein kinase CK2 complex; cytosol
Molecular function (GO): protein serine/threonine kinase activity; ATP binding
Source: RefSeq, a predicted model, not a curated record